Molecule: messenger RNA, 1110 nt
Organism: Diuraphis noxia (Russian wheat aphid)
Lineage: Eukaryota; Metazoa; Arthropoda; Insecta; Hemiptera; Aphididae
Product: cAMP-dependent protein kinase catalytic subunit beta-like
Biological process (GO): protein phosphorylation
Cellular component (GO): cAMP-dependent protein kinase complex; cytosol; nucleus
Molecular function (GO): ATP binding; cAMP-dependent protein kinase activity
Source: RefSeq, a predicted model, not a curated record
AUGUCCAAAAGCGAUAUAAAAAAAACUGUAAGUGUUCCAUACACCAGCAUUACUGCACACAAUAAUAACUGUAUAUUAGAAGAUAUAGAUAAAAUUCAAGAAUAUUUAGAAUGUUCAAAGAUCAAUUUCGAAGAUCGUUUAAAACGAAAACCAAUGAACGAGUCUUCGAUUAAUGACUUCACAUUUCAUAAAACUAUUGGCAUGGGUGCUUUUGGACGUGUUAUGUUAGUCAAUCACAAAUUGAAUCCUGGACAAUUUUUAGCUAUGAAAAUUAUGAAGAAAGAGCAAAUCCUAAAGCGAAAUUAUUUACAACACGUAGCUAAUGAGAAACAACUAUUAUCAAAUUUACGACAUCCGUUCAUUAUACAAAUGGAGUAUUGUGCAAAGGACGUAUGCAACUUAUAUUUCGUGAUGCCGUUCAUAGUAGGGGGAGAUUUAUUUGGUUUAAUGAGUGAACGAGGUGUACUUGACGAAUUGCAUGCUAUGUUUUACGCAGGUCAAAUGGUCCUUGCACUAGAAUAUUUACAUUCGCUGGAUAUAAUCUAUAGAGAUCUGAAACCGGAAAAUGUGUUAAUUGAUGGUGAUGGUUUUAUAAAAUUAACAGAUCUCGGAUUGAGCAAGCGUAUAACUUCCAAUCGAACAACCACCCUUUGUGGUACACCGUACUAUUUAGCACCAGAAAUCAUAGCAAUUAAACCGUAUGGAAAACCAGUGGACUGGUGGGCAUUAGGCAUAAUCAUAUUUGAAAUGAUUGCUGGGUCAGUGCCAUUCAAUGCUGACAACGAAAAGAAACUAUUCUAUAAAAUCUUGAGCGGCAGUUUUAGAAUGCCAAUCAAUUUUUCUCCGAACCUUUCACAUCUUAUAAAAAACUUACUACGAGUUGACCUCACAAAGAGAUAUGGAAACUUAACAAAAGGAAUUACUGACAUUAAAUACCACAGAUGGUUUAUCAAAAUAGAUUGGAUAAAGCUCUAUAAUAAGAAUAUGGUACCUCCACACAUACCAAAAUUUACUAGUCCAUCAGACACACAUAACUUCGAAGCCUUUGUCGAAGAGGACGCUAAUCUUAUGUGCAGUGGUGUUGAUCAAGAUCAUUUUGCCGAUUUUUAA